Choloepus didactylus (southern two-toed sloth) is the source of this 6460-nucleotide messenger RNA. RefSeq names its product poly(A) polymerase gamma (gene PAPOLG). NCBI's taxonomy places the organism in Eukaryota, Metazoa, Chordata, Mammalia, Pilosa, Megalonychidae. Gene Ontology annotation, cellular component: nucleus. The record is from RefSeq and is a predicted model, not a curated record. Bases 213 to 2438 code for a protein of 741 amino acids. Gene Ontology annotation, molecular function: poly(A) RNA polymerase activity; RNA binding. The transcript is spliced from 22 exons.
GGCGCCAUAUUGGCGUCGGCCGUGCUGUAUUGUCAUAAAUAGAGCCGGUUUUGUGGUGUUUUCAGUACUCGGUUGGAUGCCUCGGGUGUAGUGAGAAAGUGAGCGAGUAAGCGAGCUACAGGCAAACGGAGUAUAGUGGACAGGAGAAGGGAGGAGCAAGGACAGGACUCCAGCGGGAAAGAUACUCGCCGGAGGGAGAGACGCAGGAAGCGAUGAAAGAGAUGUCUGCAAACACGGUGCUGGACAGCCAGCGUCAACAAAAGCAUUAUGGAAUCACCUCUCCAAUUAGUUUGGCAUGUCCUAAAGAUAUUGAUCAUAUUUACACACAGAAAUUAAUUGAUGCUAUGAAACCAUUUGGAGUUUUUGAAGAUGAAGAAGAAUUGAAUCACAGGCUGGUUGUUCUUGGUAAAUUGAACAAUUUAGUGAAAGAAUGGAUUUGCAAUGUCAGUGAAAGUAAGAAUCUCCCACCUUCUGUUGUGGCUACUGUUGGUGGUAAAAUUUUCACAUUUGGAUCCUAUAGGCUUGGAGUACAUACCAAAGGAGCUGACAUUGAUGCCCUUUGUGUAGCCCCAAGACAUGUAGAGAGAUCUGAUUUUUUUCAGUCUUUCUUUGAAAAAUUGAAACAUCAGGAUGGCAUUAGAAAUUUAAGGGCUGUAGAAGAUGCCUUUGUACCAGUUAUAAAAUUUGAAUUUGAUGGUAUUGAGAUUGAUUUAGUCUUUGCAAGACUGGCAAUACAAUCCAUAUCAGAUAAUUUAGAUCUAAGAGACGACUCUCGCCUGAGAAGCCUUGAUAUAAGGUGUAUUCGCAGCUUAAAUGGAUGUAGAGUUACUGAUGAAAUUUUGCAUUUAGUGCCAAAUAAAGAAACUUUUAGACUCACCCUGAGAGCAGUCAAAUUAUGGGCGAAACGGCGUGGUAUUUAUUCCAAUAUGCUGGGAUUUCUUGGUGGUGUCUCCUGGGCAAUGCUAGUGGCAAGAACUUGUCAAUUAUAUCCAAAUGCAGCAGCUUCUACUUUGGUUCAUAAGUUCUUUUUAGUUUUUUCUAAGUGGGAAUGGCCAAAUCCUGUGCUGCUGAAGCAACCAGAAGAAAGCAAUUUGAAUUUGCCUGUCUGGGAUCCUCGGGUAAAUCCAUCAGAUAGGUAUCAUCUCAUGCCCAUAAUCACCCCUGCCUACCCACAACAGAAUUCUACGUAUAAUGUGUCCACAUCAACUCGAACAGUAAUGGUAGAAGAAUUUAAACAAGGUUUCACAGUCACAGACGAAAUUCUUCAAGGGAAAUCAGAUUGGUCCAAACUACUUGAGCCACCAAAUUUUUUUCAAAAGUAUAGACAUUAUAUAGUAUUGACUGCCAGUGCCUCGACAGAAGAAAACCAUCUGGAGUGGGUUGGAUUAGUAGAAUCUAAAAUCCGUGUACUUGUUGGAAACUUAGAACGGAAUGAAUUUAUUACUCUUGCCCAUGUAAAUCCCCAGUCAUUCCCAGGGAAUAAGGAGCACCAUAAAGACAACAAUUAUGUAUCCAUGUGGUUCCUUGGAAUAAUUUUUCGGAGAGUAGAAAAUGCAGAAAGUGUUAACAUAGACUUGACAUAUGAUAUACAGUCAUUUACUGAUACAGUGUACAGACAGGCAAACAAUAUAAACAUGCUAAAGGAGGGAAUGAAAAUUGAAGCAACUCAUGUGAAGAAAAAACAGCUUCAUCACUACCUUCCAGCAGAGAUUCUUCAAAAAAAGAAAAAGCAAAGUCUUUCUGAUGUCAGUCGAAGUUUGGGUGGACUUCAAUCCAAAAGAUCAUCUCUGGAUAGCAAUUGUUUGGAUAGCUCCAGAGACACUGAUAAUGGAACACCUUUUAACUCCCCAGUGUCUACGAACAAACCUUCCAAGCCCGAUAGUCCUCCUGUGGGAGAAACAGAAAGGAACAGUGAGGAACGUACUGCUGUAAUUGUGGAGAAGCCAUUGAGUAUUCCACCAGCUCAAGGACUGUCUAUUCCAGUCAUUGGUGCAAAAGUUGACUCUACAGUAAAAGCUGUAUCACCUCCAGCUGUGUGCACCAUUCCCACUGUAGUAGGACGAAAUGUCAUUCCUAGAAUCACAACACCCCACAACCCCGCCCAGGGGCAACCACACCUAAAUGGAAUGUCAAAUAUAACUAAGAAUGUUACACCCAAGAGAUCCCAUUCCCCAUCCAUAGAUGGGUCUUCUAAGAGGUUGAAAGACAUAGAAAAGUUUAUUCGGCUUGAAUCAACAUUUAAGGAUCCACGUGCUGCUGAAGACAGAAAGAGAAAAUCAGUGGAUUCCAUUGGAGGAGAAUCUAUGCCUAUUCCUACUAUUGACACAUCACGCAAAAAGAGACUACCCAGUAAAGAACUACCAGAUUCAUCACCUCCAGUUCCAGCAAAUAACAUCCGUGUCAUAAAAAAUUCCAUUCGACUGACCCUUAAUCGGUAAAAGCAGUGCCUCCUCACUUAAGUGAAUAUGCAAUCAUUUAGUAGUAUAGAAGCAGCUACUCUUUUUUAAAAUAGAAGUGGCUGUCAUACAUAAAAUAGAGUGAAAGUUACACAUCGGCCUCACAACCUUGAAGUGAAUUUGAACUCUAACACUUUAACCUGCAGAUGAUGUAGCAUUCUCUCAUUGAUUGCUACAUACAGUUCUCUGAGGAUCACCUGCUGUCAAAUUGUCAUCCACAGUAUUAUGGCUUUGUGUUUGGAGGUUUUACUGCCUUAACUUUUGAUGCUUGUUUCUCUGUUAUGGGAACCAGUUCUUGGCCAAAUUGGACACUGAUAAAAACUAGUCCUGAACUCACACUCACUCACUCUCUCUCUCUCUCUCUCUCUCUCUCUCUCUCUUUUUUUUUUUUUUUAAGUUUUAUGUUGUAAUCAUUGUAUACAGCUGAAAAAGUUGAAACAAACAAAAAAAAUUGUCUUGCAAUUUUCCAGAUGUUAACACAUUUACUUUAGCAUUGAAGCCACUUUGUGAAACCUGAGAUAAAUGAUUGUGAGGUAUCUUUUCUGCCUUCCUCAUUUGUGUAGAUGUACUUACUAUCUGUUCUGUUGAUAUAAAUUAUUUUUUUCUGGAUUGGCACAUGGAAUAUUUAAACUUUUAUUUUUUUUUUGUGCCUUUCUGCCAAUGUUGCAUAGUUACCAGGGAGGAUUAGUCCGGUGAUUACAUACAAGAGUUGGGCACCAUGAAUUCCCUAUAUUUUGCCUCCUAUGGAGGCCUUUGAAAUGCAUCUUUAUUAAAAAAUCAAAAUAUAACCAGGAUACUGAAAGUCAGUAAAUGAAUGGUGAAAUUGUUACAUAUCCCGUCUCAUGCCAUUCUUGUUAUUGUCUGGUAUUUUUUACUGAGGAGCAACUCAUUCCAGCAUCAACAAUAAGAUACCUUUAAGUAUAAGAAACUUGUAUUUUUGAGGUGUAAAAAUUAACCUGGCAUGAUAAUUCCUUACCAUUACUUACCUGACAAAUGCAAACAGUUUCUUUACAGGCUAGGCAUGCAGAAAUAAGCAGUGGGUUUUAUUGAAACCUAAAGGCAUUUUUGAAUGACAUUGUUACCAACCUUAAUUGGCUCAGGACCUUUGUAAUUUUUAUUUAACUGUAUAAGUUGUCUUUUUUUACACUGCUUUUUUCAAUGCAUUUCUUAAUAUUUUUUAAGUUUUAUGAAUGCAUGCUUAGUUUAUUAAAAUCCAUAACCAUGUAAUUCUUGUAAUAUGUUCGAUUCAGUGUUUUGUAAAUGAAGUCAUGUAUUUUCAGAGUAUUUUUGUAUGUACUGUAAGAUACCACCUUUUCAAAGAGAAAACUUUAAAACCUUUACUGUCUCUCUUUAGUCUAAUUUUUAAAAUAUGGAUUAUGCUUGAAUUAUUAUUCUUAACAUGGAAAUGUACAGAUUGCACAACCCAGAAUGCCAAGUGUAUAGUAUCUUUUCCAGCUUUCACUCAGCAUUUAGUAGGUCGUUGUAAAAACACAAAAUGAUACAUUGGAAUAGUUGGGGGGAAUACUUGGCUGUGUAUUUUAUAGGCCUCAGGGGACACCAUCUAGCUGGUGGAGGAGUAAUUGCAGUCCAUAUUCUUUUGCAAGCCCUUUGCCAUUGAGUUGAAAUACUUGAAUUCUGAUUGUCAGAGAACAGUAUUCUCCCUCUCCCACACCCCUAUUCCCUGACCCCUAUGUCCCUAACAUAGGGGGAAAAGCUAGUGUUUAACUUUUACAAAGGAAGACAUGAAAAACUUCUUAGACGUAAAGAAGGGCAGGGAAAAAUAAUGGUUGCUUCAUUAUUCACUUUUUACAUGGCAUAAGGCAAAAAAGAAAUCCUAUAACCAAGUUGUAUCCACCUUGGCAAAGCUGCUCUCUUAAGCUGAAACUUCUUUUAUUCAAAUAUUUUGCAAUUUGUUCUCCAAAUACUCUAUUUGAGCAAAAAUGAAUGAUGAUGAAUGGAAUGAAUAAAUAUUCCCUGACUUUAAAUUUUGAAAAAUUCUUUAUUAGUCUGGUUAAAUUUUAUAUAUCUGAUGUGUUUUCAUUCCUGUAUUUAAUAUUUACCUAAUAUCCCCUGCUUUUAAAGCAGUCUUCAAAGUCUCUUUAAGAAUCCCCUAUAGAUUCGUGUUUGCUCUAUUAUAUAAACAGAUUCUUUGGAGUGACUAUUGGAGGUGAAAAGAAACAAGCUUACCCCUUGUUUCUCUCCAUUUAAGGGUCCAUUUAACACGGGGUUAAGACAUGGUCAAUGGUUCAACGUUAGAAUCCUCAGAGGUGUCAUUUUUUAACCUGUUUGGUAACUGGGCAGUUGAUAAGAUGCUUUAUGAUGGUGGAUUGGUAAGAAAGGAAGUAUUUUCUAUCCUGAACAGUAUGUAGAACUUUCAUUACAUUUUGUUACCACAGUAGGAGACCUCCAUUGUACCAGCUCCAAGUAAGUAAAAGGGGACAAUUUGGUCUGGGAUUGUAUGUUAUGUUUAGAGGCACUAAGUACAUUUAUUUGUUUUCAAGUGUGAAGCUGUACCUAAAAAUAUUUUCUAUAAAGGCCAAUUACCUUUCUUCAAAAUGUAGAGGCACAUAUUCAUUUCCAUAAGGGUGUUAAAUUUUGUCUGCUCAUUUCUCAGUGACUAGCUCUGAAGAAUAGUGUGUUUCAGAGGAAAACAAGUAUCUGCCAGUUUAAACCUUAGAGACCCAAUUUAAGAUUAAAACCUUGUAAAAUUGGGGCAGGAGAAUGGAUUUAAAAGACUGUGUUGGUGCUUACAGUAACUUUGUCUUGUCAGCAAUUUAGUAACAUUAUUAAAAUGCUUAAUAGCAAUAAAGUGAAGAUGGGCAAUGUUGAUAUGGGCUAAAUUUAUUUUCCACUGUCCCACAGCUUUGAAAUAGGAAUUCCUAACUUGGGGAUCCUGGGCCCUUAGAGAAUCCUUUGCAAUUGUAUGUGAAAAGUUUUUGUAUAUAUGCAUUUUUCUGAGGGAAAAGUUCAUUGCUUUCAUCAGCUUCUCAAAGUAGUUCAUGACCCCAAAAAAAGGUUAGGAACCACAGCUUUCAGGAUUGAAUAAUAAUGGACUAAUGAGAAUUUCCUCUUUAUGAUUUUCUGAAGACAUACUGUGGCUCGUAACUAAUGAAAUGGACUGAUGGCAGGUUCUGGAACACUGAAUUUGUCUCCAAGGUUCUUUAAAAUCUAUACUUCAGGAGUGGAACUUCGUCAGAAUUUAGAAAAAUGCUUACUGUUGAAUUUAUAAAUGCUCUCAUGUUAACUUAGAUUCAUUAAAAGGGUCAAAUUUUAGUUCAGCAAAUUCAACCUGGGUAGAAUAGUUUAGAACAAUCAUUAGAAACAAUAGAAACUAGAAUUAAUCAUUAAAGAUUCUAAUUCUUUGAGGUCAGUAGUAUUAAAGAUCUCUUACUCCUCUAUGUUCAUGGUUCAGGCCAGAACAGAAUGAACAAACCAAUAGAUAGAAGAGCUUUGGUUUAAAAAGAAAAAAAAAAAAGAUGUUUGUAUCAAUAAAACUGUGUUUAAAUAAAUACCUAUUAAAUUUUCCAAAGCUUAGAAUUUAGGUCAUGAUGAUAAUAAUAAAAAAUAGUGCAGAUGAUGGAAGGAAACAUCUCGCUAUGGUAAUUAUUUCCUUAAGAUUUUAAAAAAAGAAUUGUACAAGGUCAGAUCUUUCCCAAAUUCUCUACUUUUUUUCUGAAAUAAUUUUUCUGGCAUAUUUAUAUUUAAAAUUAGUUGAACAUAAGAUUACCAUCAUGCUUGCCAUAAUUUUUAAGUUUUUGCUGCAUUUUAGCAAAGACCCACACAAUUACCUUAUGAAGUAUUUAGGAUAUCUUUGAGGUAAAUGGUGCUACAUUACUCCACAGUAUUAUGUAAAAUGAAUGCAGCUGCUAUUCCUUUCUAGAUAGUGUUUGUGUGGCUCAUAUUAAAUUUUCCUGUGUUUUAUUUGGAUUGUCUUAUUUCUUAGUUGUACACAUGGGCCUCAUUAUUUGUCUGGAAUAAUCAAAUAAACUUGCUUUGAUAAAUAG